UAUAAAUGACAUCCCACCAUUCAGAGAAAAUGUCUUGUGUGUUUUGACUAAUAAUUAUAGCAUUGGAUUUUCUGCUUGUCAACUUGCCAGUUGUGUCUGUUUGACACUUUAAAACUUUUUAUUCCCUACUUUACAUAGGUGGCAGUUCUAUGCAUCUUGACUUUCUUUAUCGCUCUAGGAAAAGAAUAUGACAAUUUCAGACAAGAUAAAAUUGCCAACAGUAGAAAAUACAAUUCAAGUAUUUUGCAGUCAACUACGGAACAAGUCAAGGCUUGGAACCAAUAGUUGUGCAGUUUCUAUGUUCUAGAUUCUUUUUACAAUUCUUUCUGUUAGCCAUUGCGUUGAAAAUCCUUCAAAGGGUAACAGAAUCCACUCUUUUCUUCAAGUUUGAAACAAAACUCACAAAGUUGGAGAGGUUUUCAAGUUUCUAGGAGACAAUACAUACGUCUGUUGAGUCAAUGAGAGUGAUUAGAAACACUGACUUGAUAUUAGACAAGGGUUUUCAAACAGACUGGAAAGAUUCUCAAGUCAAAGUCGAACAAUUCACAGACAAAACUCAACUGGUCUUUCUCAAUAGAAGAAAACGUUGUUCAAAGGAAAUAGCAAGAUCAUCUUUCCUCGUGGUUUUUUGUGGUCGCAGUUUUGUAGAUAUGCUUUUCUUGUUCACGGCUUUAUAUCCAGGCCUGUUUUUAGAAUUGUCUAAACCACUACUAGUGUAUGUGGAUAAUGUGGUACUACAAACUCACGAGUUGAUCAAUGACUUGUGAUUCCUUUUGUUCUGUUCUAUUAAUAUUUCUAGUACAACCUUUUGUCUGCUAUAAAAUUUCUUUGCUUGUA
Molecule: messenger RNA, 837 nt
Organism: Galdieria sulphuraria
Lineage: Eukaryota; Rhodophyta; Bangiophyceae; Galdieriales; Galdieriaceae
Exons: 1
Coding region: 459-767 (102 amino acids)
Source: RefSeq, a predicted model, not a curated record